GUACACGUCUUCCGGGACGUGGAUUUCUUGAGAGCUGUUUCUCGGCCUUUGACGCCUGGGACUUGGGGUUUUGCCUCCUUUUCUUUCCUUUUUUCCCUUUUGCAGCCUCGACAAUAGACCCCAGAUGUUAGUCGAGUCACGUCCCGCCGCCCUUUGCCCUUGAAAUACUCGCAAGGACGCGGACCCGCGAUCGUCACGUGACGCCGGAAUUCGGCGUCUCCUUGCCGGGCAGCGAACGGUCUUAGAGACCAAUACCGCUUGCUGUACCAUGAAUGUGAUCUACCCACUGGCGGUGCCCAAGGGGCGCAGGCUCUGCUGUGAGGUGUGCGAAGCCCCAGCCGAGCGGGUGUGCGCCGCCUGUACAGUCACGUAUUACUGUGGGGUGGUACAUCAGAAAGCUGACUGGGACAGCAUCCAUGAGAAGAUAUGUCAGCUCUUGAUUCCACUGCGCACUUCCAUGCCCUUCUACAAUUCAGAGGAAGAACGGCAGCAUGGCCUGCAGCAGCUGCAGCAGCGGCAGAAGUAUUUGAUUGAAUUCUGCUACACUGUAGCCCAGAAAUACCUCUUUGAAGGGAAACAUGAAGAUGCCGUACCAGCAGCUUUGCAUUCCCUGCGCUUCCGUGUGAACCUGUACGGCCUGAGCUCCGUAGAGCUUGUGCCUGCUUACCUGCUGUUGGCAGAGGCCAGCCUUGGUCUGGGCCGAAUCAUUCAGGCUGAAGAAUAUCUAUUCCAAGCCCAGUGGACAGUCCUCAAAUCAACUGACUGUAGUAAUGCCACCCACUCUUUACUGCAUCGGAACCUGGGACUUCUCUACAUAGCCAAGAAAAACUAUGAAGAAGCCCGUUACCAUCUGGCCAAUGAUAUUUAUUUUGCCAGUUGUGCAUUUGGAACAGAGGACAUUAGGACUUCAGGAGGCUACUUCCACCUUGCUAAUAUAUUCUAUGACCUUAAAAAGUUGGAGCUGGCAGACACAUUGUACACCAAGGUCUCUGAGAUCUGGGAUGCAUAUUUGAACAAUCACUAUCAAGUCCUCUCACAGGCUCACACCCAACAAAUGGAUUUACUGGGCAAAUUAUUUGAGAAUGACACUGGCUUGGAUGAAGCCCAGGAAGCAGAAGCCAUUCGCAUCCUGACUUCAAUCUUGAAAAUUCGAGAAUCUACUGCUGACAAAGCUCCCCAAAAAACUAUCUUUGUUCUGAAAAUCCUGGUCAUGCUUUACUACCUGAUGAUGAAUUCUUCACAGGCGCAGGAAUAUGGCAUGAGGGCCCUCAAUCUCGCUGAAGAACAACAGCUCGAUGUCCAUGAACAAAGCACCAUUCGAGAGUUAUUAAGUCUUAUCUCAACUGAAGAUCAUCCCAAUACUUAAUGACCCAUGAGCUUUGCAUCAAGGGUUAUUCCAGGAGCUACUGAAUGUCUAAUAGAUUCCAGCCUUGCACAACUGCUUUGAGGUACUGUAGAUUGCUGGAGUUUCCACCCUCUUUCCCUGGGAUGGCACACAUAGCUGUUAUUUUUUCUUACACAGCAUAUUGAGGGGAUAUAAAGUUUUAGGUAUAGAAAUCAGUAAAAACUAUUGUUUGUCAUGACCUUUGUACUUCGUUUAUCAUGACUUUGUAUGACUGAGUAAUGUGUAGUCAUAUCGCUAAUAUGGUAUUUGUAAUUAAAUUAUAAAUAGUUUGUCAUUUUUCCAGAAGUCUCCCAGUGAUGCAUGUUUCACAGACGUUUUGCUAAAGGAGGGGUAAAGGAGGGAAUAAAGCUAUAUUGGA
Molecule: messenger RNA, 1763 nt
Organism: Saimiri boliviensis boliviensis (Bolivian squirrel monkey)
Lineage: Eukaryota; Metazoa; Chordata; Mammalia; Primates; Cebidae
Gene: ZMYND12
Product: zinc finger MYND-type containing 12
Molecular function (GO): protein binding
Source: RefSeq, a predicted model, not a curated record